Python bivittatus (Burmese python) is the source of this 893-nucleotide messenger RNA. It is a transcript of the gene AK3, whose product is annotated as adenylate kinase 3. Gene Ontology annotation, biological process: nucleobase-containing compound metabolic process. Lineage: Eukaryota; Metazoa; Chordata; Lepidosauria; Squamata; Pythonidae. Gene Ontology annotation, cellular component: mitochondrion. The record is from RefSeq and is a predicted model, not a curated record. Gene Ontology annotation, molecular function: ATP binding; AMP kinase activity.
GAGGAGUCAUUCCGGGGCUGCCUCGUCGUUCGGGCUGCCGAGACACCCAUUUUCUUUAGGUCUUGGGCUGGUACCUGCUGUUACCGAGCCCGGGAGAGUGGUCGCCCUCUGAAGAAGAUGCUUUGGGCGUAGCGAGCGCCGCUGCAAGCCGAGGGACGCUUCGAUUCUGCUUUCGCCCCAUCCCGCAAAACGGUUCGGACAUGGUGGUGCGGGCGGUGCUAAUGCGGGCGCUGAUCAUGGGGGCCCCGGGGUCUGGAAAGGGCACCGUGUCCUCCCGCAUCGUCCAGCACUUCGCCCUGAAACAUCUCUCCAGCGGGGACAUCCUGAGGGAGAACAUGAACAAGAAGACUGAAAUUGGCAUGCUGGCUAAGUCAUAUAUUGAACAAGGGCAACUGAUUCCUGAUGAUGUCAUGACACAGCUGAUGCUAAGUCAGCUGAAAACACUAGAUCAGAACCACUUGCUGCUGGAUGGCUUUCCCAGGACUGUCCCACAGGCUGAAUCGCUGGAUAAAGUAUGCCCGAUUGACACCGUGAUUGUUUUAGAUGUACCUUUUGAGACCAUCAAACAACGUCUGACUGCACGCUGGAUUCAUCCUGCUAGUGGCAGGGUGUACAAUCUUGAAUUCAACCCUCCCAAAGUCUCUGGUCGUGAUGAUCAUACAGGGGAGCCUCUUGUUCAGCGUGAUGAUGAUAAACCAGAAACUAUUAUGAAGAGGUUGAAAUCUUACGAAGCAGAAACCAAACCUGUUCUGGAGUAUUAUCGCCAAAAAGGGGUGCUGGAAUCUUUUUCUGGAACAGAGACCAACAAAAUCUGGCCCCUUGUUCAUAGUUUCCUCCGAACCAAGCUGCCUGAAGUGAGCCAGAAGGGGGCUGCUACACAAAGCUGAGCACGA